UAGUUUACUUGUAGACGAGCUACGAAGCAGUGGUGUAUUUUCGUGUUUCCCUCAGUAUCUGAGUGUGUGAUAUCGGCAGCCAAACCGAAAAAUAGAAGACGACCAAGCGGUGUGCGCGCGUUCUCAUUAAAUGUACAACAAAAUUGCAACAACGAAUACAAACUUAUAGCAAAAAAUCGACUCCCGUCCCCGAUCGUUCUCGUAUCGCUCGUAGCGAUAGCAGUCUCGGUUUCGUCAACGUAUGCGCGUUUUCGACCAGCUCAACACCCGAUUUCGAUGUUUUUUCUAGCUUAAAAUAUAAGCGAACUGUGGAUUAAUUGCUUAAUUUAAUUUAAUAAAGAAUUCUAUGGCAUUUAUUUCGAAGUCAAUUAAUAAUUGAACUCCCGCCCGUGUAGCCUUAUUGGUUGCCGAUCCUCCGCAUAGUUGUUGUUUUUUUUUAAUCCCCUACAGCUUCGAAAACAUUACGAAAACGGAUCUAAAGCGUUGUCUUCGUACCCACGAACAUCGAUGUGUCUGUUCCAGUAAAAUACAAAAUUGCAUAAGCAAAAUUUGUCUACAUUCAAAUACGACCACGUACGCACAACAACGUCGUCCGCAUUUGAAAUUCCAUAAAAAGCGAAAAAAGCGAAAGAGGAAAAAGUAAAAAAAAAAAGUGUGCUGGUGCAGGAAAAUAUAUAUACGUGAAAAUUUAUACGGUUGAAAAUAAAAAUGAACGACGAAUAGCUGCAGCAAAAAGUUGCGCUAUUUUGGGAAAUUUAAAAAGCAUUUGGCUGUUUCGGUAAAGUAAACAAGUGCAAUGUGACUGUUUAGAAACGCCACGUUUCCUUUCAUAAAUAUCCAUAAUUAAAUUUUCGAAAAAUUUGUGCGCCGCGUGCAAUAAAACCGAAUCAAGGACACUCAGUGCAUGCGUCCUCAGUGUCAGUGCGAAAUACUGCAACCCAAAAACAACAACUGAAACAGUGCCUUCCAAACUGUGCUUUUCUACAACUGAGUUUGUUAAGCCAAUUAGCGGCAUUUUAAAAUAAAAUAAAACAAAAAAUCGAGAAACCCAAAAUCGAAAAGUGUGAACAGCCAAGGCAAAACAGGCAACGCAUAACAAAGCCGCCUAAGCCGCCACAAGUGCAGUGUAAACUGCUAGAAAGAGUGCAAAACAGCAGCAACAACAGAAACUUUCUAACCAAUUCACCAAGAGCAAGUGUCUGCGCGCACCAUUUCAACCCUGAUGGCAACAACAGCACCGGCCAGCGCCCCCCUGAUCAGCCACAGCAGCUCAGACAGCAGCAGCAGUAGCAAGCCGAUUACCAUACCCUUGCUCGAGCGCUUCUCCAGUCAAGUGUCCACCGGUUCGGCCGACAGUGGCGUCGUUGUUGGCGGCAAUUCCUCAUCCAGUACUAAUGUGGCCGCAGCUGUCAAAAAGAAUCGCACCACAGCGAACAACUGUUCACUGGACACCCGCUGUAAUUCGCUUUGUCUGCAUGGCUCGAACGCCAAAUGGCAGCUGCAGAAGCUCAAGCAGCCCACCAACAAGCAGCUGCUCUCGCAGGAUAGCGGCAUAGAUGCCGUCGUCGAUGGCAGCGGUAGCGGUGGCGCAUUGGCCGUAGAUGGCGACGCGGACUCGACUGCCGGCUCGCAGCAGCAUCUCAAGUCAACGCAAUGCUCGUCGUCGAGCAGCGAGUCGCUGGGCGGCAAUUCGUCCGGCCUGUCGCUCUCCAAGUACUCAGAAGAUGGCGGCGAGUCGGAGCACUCGUCGGGCAUUGGCAUGAGCUUGAGUAGUGGCAGCGGUGGGCGUCGCAUCAAGUAUCGCAGUAGCGCCAGCACCUGCACGCAGGGUCUCGAGGACCGCAUCGAAGAGGUGGACAUACCCGAAGAUUAUGAUGACGACGAUGUAGUCGAUGUUGGUGAUGAGGAUGAGGACGUUGACGUGGACGACGAUGAGCUGGACGUGGGAGUCGGCGAUGACGAGGAUGUGGACGUCGAUGAAGAUGACGAUGACAGUGAUAGCGACAGUGACAGUGGCAGCGAUUCCGGUAACAACUCGGGCGUUGUCGGCGAAUCCGGCAGCGUCUCAGUGCCCGCUGCGGCUACAACACUCAACGGUUCGUUCGGAAAAAUUGUGCCGACCAAAUCCCUGCAAGCCGCCAAGGAUGCCUCGGCUCCUAACCACCAUUUGGGCGUCAAAUCGUCCGUGCAUGCGCAGUGCGCCUCAGCGCCGGUAGGCAGUGUCACUUACUCUACGUCCCUCCUCAAAGCCAAUGAAACAAAUAAGCCAACCACUAGCAGUAGUAAUCAUCAUAAUAACCUAAACAAUAAUCGUAGUAGUAGCACUAGAGAUCAUAGUAGUAAUAGUAGUAGCAAACCGCAAGCAGCCACUAAGUCCACAAACCCCGAAUCACAAGUAUUGGCCACUGAUGGCAAUUAUUAUUUCCCGCUGCUGAAAAUCUCCGACGAUCCGUAUAUCGAUUCGAAAUUGAUCAACAAGAAGGAUGGCCUCCAAGACACCAUGUACUAUCUGGACGAGUUCGGCAGUCCGAAAUUGCGUGAGAAAUACGCACGCAAGCAGAAGGAGAAGGAACAGAAGCAACAGAAGGCGCAAAGGAAACAAAGUAAGCGCGAAGACGAGCGUAAGAGGCGCACAACGUUGACCUCAAAUGCCGCCGCCACUGCUGCCACGACUGACAAGAAACCAAUCACCAAUGGAUCGACUAUGGCAUCCAAAAAACAACGCAAUGUCAUAGACGAUGCGACAAACUGUGAUGAUAGCUAUAAGGAUCAUAGGCAAAGUAGUAAUUGUAAGCACAAAUGCGGCGGCGGAGGUGCUGGACACGAAAAGAAGGCGCUGGCAGCAGCCACCGGAGUGGGCGAGAGCCGCCAACAGGCAGAUACGCGCAUAACAGCGAGCAACAAGUCGCUGUCCGUCGCAUCCUGCGUCAGCUGGAACAAAAUGUUUCGCAAGUUUAAAACUGUCUUAGGCAGAGAUGGUUCCAAGAUUACAACAGUCGUUGCCACGCCUGGCCAAGGUACGGACCGCGUGCAAGAAGUUUCCUACACAGAUACCAAGGUGAUUGGCAAUGGCAGUUUCGGUGUGGUCUUUCAAGCGAAAUUAUGCGAUACCGGCGAGCUGGUAGCUAUCAAAAAAGUUUUACAAGACAGACGAUUUAAGAAUCGUGAAUUGCAAAUUAUGCGUAAACUGGAGCAUUGUAACAUUGUAAAACUUUUGUAUUUUUUCUAUUCGAGUGGUGAAAAGCGUGAUGAAGUGUUUUUGAAUUUAGUCCUCGAGUAUAUACCAGAAACCGUAUACAAAGUGGCACGUCAAUAUGCCAAAACUAAGCAAACGAUACCAAUUAAUUUUAUACGGCUCUAUAUGUAUCAACUGUUCAGAAGUUUGGCCUACAUCCACUCCUUGGGUAUCUGUCAUCGUGAUAUCAAACCACAAAAUCUGCUCUUGGAUCCAGAGACGGCUGUGCUAAAGUUAUGCGAUUUUGGCAGCGCUAAGCAAUUGUUGCACGGUGAACCGAAUGUAUCAUAUAUUUGCUCGCGAUAUUAUCGUGCACCGGAGUUAAUAUUUGGCGCCAUUAAUUACACUACAAAAAUUGAUGUGUGGAGCGCCGGCUGUGUAUUAGCUGAAUUACUGCUCGGUCAACCGAUAUUCCCCGGUGAUUCUGGUGUCGAUCAAUUGGUUGAGGUUAUCAAAGUUUUAGGCACACCGACACGAGAACAAAUACGCGAAAUGAAUCCAAAUUACACGGAAUUUAAAUUUCCACAAAUUAAAAGUCAUCCAUGGCAGAAAGUUUUCCGUAUACGCACUCCGACAGAAGCUAUCAAUCUGGUAUCGCAACUGCUCGAGUAUACGCCAAGUGCACGUAUAACGCCACUAAAGGCCUGCGCACAUCCAUUCUUCGACGAACUGCGUCAGGAGGGCAACACUACAUUGCCCAAUGGACGGCCUAUGCCCCCAUUAUUUAAUUUCACAGAGCAUGAACUUUCGAUACAGCCAAGCCUAAUCCCACAAUUGUUGCCAAAACAUCUGCAAAAUAACAGCGCAGGUCGACCGGUCGCCGGUGCUGGUGGCGAAGGUGCUUCUGGCUCAGCAUCAAAUCCGUCAAGUGGCGCCGGUACGCCAGGCGGCGCAACUUCCCAAGCAACUUCAGGCACACAAUCGAGCGCUUUGGCUAACGCCAACAGCAGCGGCGGCGCCGGAGCAGCGGCCACCACAUCGUCCAGCGCUUCAGUAGCAGCAGCAGUCGGUGGCAAUACCGCGAGCGGUGGUGCGCCUGCAGCGUCUUCAGCAGCGCAAGCGAGCGGAGGCAGCGGUGAUGCGGGCAAUAGCAACAAUGGUGGCAAUCAGCAACAGGCGAGCGGUAGCGGUGCGGCAGCGGCAGGCGCGGACGAAGUCGCAUCGAACGCUGGGGAUGGGAAUGGCGGCGACGGUGGCGCCAGCAAUAACAGCGGGGGCGGCAACGGCACGCAGCCGCAACAGACAGCGACGACAAUGGGUUAGCGAGCUGUAAUCGAAGUAUAUGGAGGGCCUAUUAAUUCUAAUAAGAAUAAUUAAAUUUAAAUAAUAAAGAAAAAAGGAAACAUUUAAAAA
This is a messenger RNA of Rhagoletis zephyria (snowberry fruit fly), 4588 nucleotides long. Its product is annotated as protein kinase 3-like. The record is from RefSeq and is a predicted model, not a curated record. Gene Ontology annotation, cellular component: cytosol; nucleus; cytoplasm. Gene Ontology annotation, molecular function: protein serine/threonine kinase activity; ATP binding. Lineage: Eukaryota; Metazoa; Arthropoda; Insecta; Diptera; Tephritidae. Gene Ontology annotation, biological process: regulation of microtubule cytoskeleton organization; cell differentiation; signal transduction.